AUGGAUCUUGUGUCCACGAUUCGGAAGGAAGGGAGCAGGGGCGGUCAAACGGAGUUCAAAUGGUCAGACGUUAAGGACUCGAGCCGCCGGGAAAACUACCUUGGCCAUUCCUUGAUGGCCCCCGUUGGUCGGUGGCAACAAGGCCGUGACCUCUCGUGGUAUACCAAAGGAGAAGACUCUGACGCAGCAAAGAAGGCUCGAGAGGAGGAAAUCCGGAAGGUUAAAGAGGCAGAGCAAGAAGCUAUAGCCCGAGCACUUGGUCUACCAAUAUCAGUGCCGUCGAAAAGCUCGAACGCCAACCUAGAACCACUGGGGGGAAAGGAGGUCGAGCGAGCAGUCUUAGAAGGAGCGGAUGAUCAUGAAGAUGUUGACCGCGUCAAGGGAGUCGGGUUUGGUGGCUUCACUGGCAAGACGCCAGCUGGAGAAGGGAUCGAAAAGCUGGAGCCAAUAGGAGAUGUUUCUAGCAACUACAGUCAAACUACAAAGACCAAUGCUGACAACCGGCCCCGCAGUGACCGCCACUCGGAAAGAAGAAAGGAACACGACAGAAGAGACGAUCGAGAUCGUGCAAGGCACUAUAGAAGUCGGAGAGAAGACCAUCGCUCGGAUCGACAUGAAAGAAAAAGAUAUCGUUCACGUUCUCGGUCCCGAGAGGCCCCUAGGCGGCAACGCUCAGCUUCACGUUCACGCAGCAGAGAUCGGGAAUCACGAGAUCGUCGAACCCAUCGCAGACGGAGCAGAUCACCCCGUGACUCCCGAUAUCAUAGAGACGAUAAAAGAUAUGAACGUAACGACAGAAGACGAUAA
Trichophyton rubrum CBS 118892 is the source of this 807-nucleotide messenger RNA. RefSeq lists its product as uncharacterized. Bases 1 to 807 code for a protein of 268 amino acids. NCBI's taxonomy places the organism in Eukaryota, Fungi, Ascomycota, Eurotiomycetes, Onygenales, Arthrodermataceae. The transcript has 2 exons. The record is from RefSeq and is a predicted model, not a curated record.